Messenger RNA from Psammomys obesus (fat sand rat), 6752 nucleotides. Its product is annotated as KIAA0232 ortholog. The record is from RefSeq and is a predicted model, not a curated record. Lineage: Eukaryota; Metazoa; Chordata; Mammalia; Rodentia; Muridae. The transcript has 9 exons. The coding region runs from base 340 to 4575 and encodes 1411 amino acids.
GGCCGCCCGGCGCUCGGCAGCCGCCUGCAGCCCUCGGAGCGCAAGGAGAGGCGCCCACCCGGUAGCCUUGGCAAGGUACUGCCAGAGACUGACAUUGGCUUCAAUGUGAAAUGAAAGUUGAAAAUGGCAUCUCCAUGUGUGUUGCUAUCAUGGUGUUGAUUCACUGGUCAUGCCUGAAGAGAGAAAUUGUGCUGUAGAGAGCUGACUGCUGCGCGGUCACUGCUGUCCUCCAUGCUCAGCUCCUCUCCCAUCUGCUGGAGUGAAACCCUCUCUGGAUACCAACACAACAUACGCUGUACAAAAUGCUUUGUGUUUUAAGGAUGUCAGCAACCUAAGUUCAUGCGCCCCGUCUGUACAGUUGUUGUGGAUGGUUUGCCAUCUGAAAGCACCUCACGUUCUCAUCCAGGCCCUGUGUCUGUUUCUGACAUGUCUCUGCUUCAUGCAUUGGGCCCAGUGCAAACCUGGCUGGGACAAGAGCUCGAGAAAUGUGGCAUUGAUGCCAUGAUUUAUUCACGGUAUAUUCUCAGUCUUCUGCUGCAUGACAGCUAUGACUACGACCUGCAGGAACAGGAGAAUGACAUCUUGGGCUGGGAGAAAGGAGCUUAUAAGAAAUGGGGAAGGAGUAAGAAGAAGUGCUCUGAUCUAACACUAGAGGAGAUGAAAAAGCAGGCUGCUGUCCAGUGUCUGCGCUCUGCUUCUGAUGAAAGCUCUGGAAUCGAGACUUUAGUGGAGGAGCUCUGCUGCAGACUGAAAGACCUACAGAGUGAGCAAGAAGAGAAGAUUCACAAAAAGUUAGAGGGAUCUCCCUCUCCAGAGGCAGAGUUGUCCCCUACAGCAAAGGAUCAAGUGGAAAUGUAUUAUGAAGCAUUUCCACCACUUUCUGAGAAACCAGUUUGCCUGCAAGAGAUCAUGACCGUGUGGAACAAGGCCAAACCCUGUUCUUACUCUAGCUCCUCUUCAUCAUCCACAGCCCCACCAGCAAGCACAGAUACAUCUUCUCCAAAGGACUGCAAUAGUGAGAGUGAAGCCAUCAGAGAAAGAAGCAGUGCCCCCUCCAUCCCCAUGCACGAGAAAGCCCAGAGCAGGAGUAGACAUGAGAAGGAAAAUAGGUUGAACAACAGCCCCAUCGAAGAAAAGCCUGCCUUGUACAAAAAGCAGAUCCGGCACAAACCUGAAGGGAAGAUCCGCCCUCGCUCAUGGUCAUCGGGCUCUAGUGAAGCAGGCUCAAGUUCAAGUGGUAAUCAGGGAGAAUUAAAAACAUCCAUGAAGUAUGUUAAAGUCAGACACAAGGCACGAGAAAUUCGAAACAAAAAAGGGCGGAAUGGACAAAGCAGGCUGUCCCUGAAGCACUGUGAGAAGGCAGAGAGAGGAGUCCAUGGGGGUGGUGGCGGCAGCAGCAGCAGCAGCAGCAGUGGGUCUGUCAGGCAGCUGUGCAAGCGGGGUAAGAGACCAGCAAAGGAGACAGGGAGAAGUGACCCCGGGAUCACUGCAGGGAAAGACCUAUAUGUGGAGAGCAGAAACAACAAAGAGUACAAGGAAGAGCCACUGUGGUACACUGAACCCAUUGCUGAGUAUUUUGUUCCUUUGAGUAGAAAAAGCAAACUAGAGACCACAUACCGAAACAGGGAAGAUACAAGUGCUCUGACAGCAGAGGCCGUGGAAGACUUGUCUGAAUCUGUGCGUGGUCUGUGUAUCAGCAACAGUAAUAUCCAUAGAACAUACCUCGCAGCAGGUACUUUCAUCGAUGGUCAUUUUGUAGAAAUGCCUGCAGUUUUAAACGAGGAUCUUGACCUCGCUGGGACCUCAUUAUGUUCUCUACCAGAGGACAAUAAAUUCCUGGGUGAUAUUCAUCUGUCAGAACUAACACACUUCUAUGAAGUGGAUAUUGAUCAAUCCAUGUUGGAUCCUGGUGCCUCAGAAACAAUGCAAGGAGAAAGUCGGAUUUUGAAUAUGAUUCGACAAAAAAGCAAGGAGACUACCGAUUUUGAGGCAGAAUGUUGCAUAGUGUUAGAUGGUAUGGAGUUGCAAGGGGAACGUGCAAUAUGGACAGAUUCUACCAGCUCUGUGGGUGCUGAGGGCUUCUUCCUGCAAGACCUUGGCAAUCUGGCUCAGUUUUGGGAGUGUUGUUCAUCCAGUUCAGGCGAUGCUGAUGGGGAGAGUUUUGGAGGAGACUCUCCAGUUAGACUCUCUCCUAUCUUGGACAGCACGAUACUCAGUUCACACAUGCUUGCUGGCAAUCAAGAGCCCUUUUCCAAUAUUAAUGAAGGAUCUGGUAUAAACUCUUGUUUUUCAGUAUUUGAAGUGCAAUGCAGUAAUUCUGUUUUACCAUUUUCUUUUGAAACACUCAACUUGGGAAGUGAACAUACAGAUUCUAGUGCUAAUAUGCUGGGGAAAACACAGUCUAGAUUGCUAAUAUGGACCAAAAAUAGUGCCUUUGAAGAAAAUGAACACUGUUCUAAUCUUUCAACAAGAACUUGUAGUCCGUGGUCCCAUUCAGAAGAAGCACGCUCGGACAACGAGACACUAAACAUUCAGUUUGAAGAAUCGACACAGUUUACUGCAGAAGAUAUUAAUUAUGUGGUUCCCAGAGUCUCGUCAGAUUAUGUAGAUGAAGAACUUCUAGAUUUUUUGCAGGAUGAAACUUGUCAACAAAACAGUAGAACUUUAGGAGAAAUUCCUACAUUAGUUUUCAAAAAAAGAUCUAAGCUAGAAUCUGUGUGUGGUAUUCAGCUAGAACAAAAGGCAGAAAAUAAGAACUUUGAAACUACACAAGCAUGUAGUGAAAGCAGUCCACAUGGAGAUGGCUACAGCUCAGGGGUUAUCAAAGACAUUUGGACAAAGAUGGCAGAUCGAAGUUCUGUGGCUGCAGUAGAGACAGAAGGAACUGGGGAGGAGUUGUUCUCCACAGAUGUAAAUAACUACUGCUGCUGUUUGGACACUGAUGCUAAGAUGGAGGCCCUUCAAGAGCCUAGUAGGGCUGUGCAGAGGUCAGAGUAUCAUCUCUGGGAGGGACAGAAGGAGAACCUGGAGAAAAGAGCAUUUGUCUCUAGUGAGCUGUCGAAGUUGGAUGUUGGUGACUACACCACACCCUCUAAACCUUGGGAUGUGGCCCAAGAUAAAGAGAACACAUUCAUUCUUGGAGGAGUUUAUGGAGAACUCAAAACGUUCAACAGCGAUGGGGAAUGGGCAGUUGUACCACCUGGUCACACAAAAGGGAGCUUGUUACAAUGUGCAGCCUCUGAUGUCGUGACAAUAGCUGGUACAGAUGUCUUUAUGACCCCUGGAAACAGCUUUGCUCCUGGUCACAGGCAGCUCUGGAAGCCCUUUGUGUCAUUUGAACAGAAUGAUGUGCCGAAGAGUGGGGAAAAUGGGUUAAACAAAGGAUUUUCUUUUAUCUUCCAUGAAGACUUGCUGGGAGCCUGCGGUAACUUUCAAGUUGAAGAUCCUGGGCUUGAAUAUUCAUUCUCUUCCUUUGACCUAAGCAACCCUCUCUCACAGGUUCUCCACGUAGAGUGUUCAUUUGAACCAGAAGGGAUUGCAUCUUUCAGCCCCAGUUUUAAGCCGAAAUCAAUCCUCUGCUCUGACUCAGACAGUGAGGUUUUUCACCCCAGAAUAUGUGGUGUCGACAGGACACAGUACAGGGCUAUUCGAAUCUCUCCUCGGACUCACUUUCGCCCAAUUUCUGCAUCCGAACUAUCCCCUGGAGGAGGAAGCGAGUCAGAAUUUGAAUCUGAAAAAGAUGAAGCAAAUAUUCCCAUUCCUUCUCAAGUUGAUGUAUUUGAAGACCCACAAGCAGAUCUCAAACCUCUAGAAGAAGAUGCAGAGAAAGAAGGCCACUACUAUGGAAAAUCAGAGCUUGAGUCUGGGAAGUUCCUGCCCAGGUUAAAAAAAUCUGGAAUGGAGAAAAGUGCUCAGACGUCACUGGAUUCCCAGGAGGAGGCAACUGGGAUUCUGCCAGUAGGAAAACAAAAUCAGUGUUUAGAAUGUAACUUUAAUGAAUCUCUGGAAAUAAAUUUCGAAAGCUCAACAGCAAAUUGUAAAAUAAUGACACAAUGUGAAGAGGAAAUGAAUGAUUUUUGCAGUUGCAAAGCAGGUUGUCAGUUUCCUGCUUGUGAAGAUAAUCCUGUUUCUUCAGGACAACUGGAAGAGGUUUAUAAACAUGCUCUGUGUUUGGCUUCAUCUAAACAGUUUCCUGUAUUGAAUGCUGAUGUGCAAGAAGUGACAAGAAAUCAAGAAAAGCAGAGCUGGUGGGAAAAAGCCUUGUACUCUCCCCUUUUUCCCACAUCAGAGUGUGAAGAAUGUUAUACAAAUGCCAAGGGAGAGAAUGGUAUAGAAGAAUAUCCAGAUGCUAAAGAGACACCCAGUCAUGAAGAGCGUCUGUUAGAUUUUAAUAGGGUGUCUUCUGUUUAUGAAGCAAGAUGCACAGGAGAGAGAGGUUCUGAGGCAAAACCAAAUGGCCUCCACAGGAAGAUGUGUUCCAGCACCAGCUCUGACACAGGCGACACAGGCUCCGAAGCCGGCGGAGAGCGGGUGGGCCCCAGGAGAGAGGAGCUCUUCUCCCGAACACAUCUCUGACCCUGCAGAGUAGUACCAGUCAUUGAAAAUGCUGUGAUGGGAAAUUGCCUUCUGUGAGGCCUGUUAGUCUAAAGCAGCAACUUAGGUUUCUUCUUCGAUUAACUGAUCCGCAUCAGUGAUUACCUUUCUCUUCUUGCUUAUUUUAGCGUUGAGGACGGCUGUCCUGUUGAAGAUUUGUUUCCAAGCUGUUAAGUUCUUGCUCUCUGAAGUAGACUAGACUGUGCUGUCCAGUGAGGAAUGGGUGUGCAUGUGCUUGUCCUAGCGCGUCCCGCUUCUGCAUCGCAGCUGCAGGCCUCCUUCUGGCGGCUGUGUCGCCAUCACCUUGUCAGCACCAUGGCGACAACAACCGCCACCGUCCAGAGACUCUAGCUCUGUUCUCUGAGCCAGGAGAUCAGUCCUCCCCUGCAGUGGGUCAGGGCCUUGCUGAAGGAGGAGGGAAGCAUGGUGACUCAUCUGCAGGCUCAUUCAGAAGAUCUCGUGGACACUGCUGUAGGAACACAAGGGUGUGCUUUAGAGACUUACAGAAUACUGUGCUCUCUCUUAGGAUCCCCUAAAGUACCAUGGAAGAUACUGUGGCUUGUGACUUUCUUGCUAGCUGAAGAAGCCAAGGAUUUGAGGCAUGGGGUGGUGGAUGGGGUGAGUUCUGCUACUGCAGCACAUCCAUGGCAGGCACAGCAGGGUUCUCUAAGCUGCCUUCCCAGCACGUAGUUGCGGACCUUUCUUGCAAAUUAUCUUCUGGUGACUACAUUGAAGUCGCCAAAUGAACUUAAAAACAUUUGACAUGCAGUGAGGCCACCUCAUUACCCCAAAGAAAUCUUUGGCUGCUCCAGCUAGCUGCUCUUGUGGCUGUGAUGUAGUAUAGCUUGUAUCUCAUUUUGUGUUUGAGAGAAUGUUUUGGGCAAGUUCUGCUUGCGGUGGGCUGGGGUGGGUAGAGGAGUUUCCCACGUACCUGUGUGAUUGCUGUUCUGAUCAUUGCCUCAUGUGACUUGGUGAAGCAGGCUGGCGGCUUGCCUCACACAGUUACAUCUAACUGUGCUGAUCACCUCUUUGAGCUCUCUCUUGUGGCACUGCCAUAGGCGAUAGGAGGGCCAAUUGUGCAAAACCUAAACAUCCGAAAUUAUUUUUCUCUUUUUAACCAACUUGCUUUUAAAAACACCUUUCUGUGACAUGAGUUCAGCAUGUCCAGAGCAUCAGGAAUGGCCUAGAGGUCUAAAGUAGUUGAGCUGGCCUCACCAGUGAGUGGGGCAGCACUAGACAUGUGGGUGGCUUCUUAGCUGGGAGUGGAGCUGCCCCUCAGGCCUUGCCAGUAGUACUUGAUUUGUUGCCUGUUUUUCAGGAAAACAGGAAACAUCUUGGAGGCUGUGCAGUCCCUGCAUUUCUGUGCAUCCUCAUCACGAGCAGGCUGGCUUGCUGGCUGGGGCAUCUUGCCACCUUAGGGCUUGUUUUCAUACAGCACAUCUUUCGACACUUUACAGUGGCUUGUGUGUGCGUGUGUGCAUGUGGAAGGUUUCAUGUUGCUCUUACUUAUUUACAGACAUCAGAUAAGUUUUAUGUAUGUUUUUCUUCUGGAGCUUCCUAAAAUUUGAUUAACAUCUGCACUGAAAUAUAACCUAUCAUCAAAAGCGAAAGGAUCAGAAGUUGUAAAUUCCUAAAAUCAAUGCAGUCAUGAUUACCCUAGAAAUUGUUGCUAUGACCAAAUGGAUUUCAUACUCAGCCGUGAGCUUGGGUGACCUGGACAGCCAGUGUUCAUCAGGAAAGGGCUCCAGGUGGCAAAGACACCUCCCUCCUGAGCUGUGGGGAGAGGCCCCCACAGGGGUUGCGCUGGGUCAUCAAAGGCAAAGGGAUGACUAGAUUCUGUGUUUGGUUUCUUUUUGUAGUUAAGUGGCUGAAGCCCAGAGGCUUUGGCACAAGAUUGAAGUGUGGUUUUAGUUUCAUGAAUGGAUGAUCACAAAAGAAGCAUUAAAAAAGUUGGCAAACGCUGAAACGCACCGUGGUAUGAAGCGCGUUGCAUAUCCGUAGCACUGAAGUAUCAGCUCCAUUCCUGGGCUGAGAUUUUUUUUUUUUUUUCCCGUGGUUGUAUUGUUCUGAUUUCACGUACACCAGAGUAACUGAUUUUUUUUUGUUUGUUUUGUUUUGUUUUCUUGUGGAGUUAACACCAAAUAAAAAUUUCAAAAAUG